AUUAAUGAAAAUGAAAAUUUGUGUGGAAAACAAAGUGCUUUAUUUCGAAGUGCAUUAAAAAAUAGUGAAAUGUGGGCACUCAAAAUGUUUGAUUCUUCGGCAAAAUUACCAUCCGGUAUUUUAAAUGGUAAUAUAAAUCAAUUUGGUGAUUUUGAUCAAUGCUUAUCAAUUCAUAAGGAGUUAUCAAGUGAAGAAGAUGAUGUUUAUGGAAAAUAUUGUUUGGCAAACGUUCAAUUUACAUUGACAUAUCCAAGUGAAUACAUGAAGGAGAUCGAUUCGUUAAUACAUUCGCAUUAUAUUAUUAAAAGUAAUAUUUCAGACUUUGGACAUCGUGUUCCACGGUUUAGUUCAAUAAGUUGGGGCAUAUGUUUACCAUCCGGUUGUACAUCACAACAUUUACAAAAUGAAAUGUACCAAGAAUUACAAAAAACUUUUCCGACCAAUGUUGAGAUUGCAGUUAAAAUUGACGAGAAAAUGUGUUCAACAUCACCAAAAUAUAAAGCAAUCCAUGAUAAAUUUGAAUUAUCAUUAGGAUUCCUGAUUUCAGGAAUAUUAUUUGGAAUACUAUUUGUUCUUACAAUAUUGGGAAUGUUUAUUGAUGUAAAUCAGGAAAAUGAUAGUAAAUUAUUGAAAUUCAUAAAAUGCUUCUCACUACACAAGAACAUAACACAAUUAACUAAAAUCGAUAGUCGUGAUGAGAUCCGUAGCGUGCAUGGUUUACGAUGUUUAAAUGCCAUUGCGUUGUUACUUGUACAUAAAUCUAUGGCUUUAUUAUACAGUCCGUAUAUUAAUCGAACUGCAAUGACUGAAAAUUUAGGAUUACCAUGGUCAAUAAUUGGACGAUCUGCAAUUGUAUAUACAGAUUCUUUUAUUUUAUUAAGUGGAUUAUUAAAUGGGCAUGCCUUUUUAAAAGAGCUUCAAGCCAGUGGAAACAUUAAUUUUGUGAAAAAAAUUAUUGCAAGAAUAUUUAGAAUGUUACCAUCAAUGGCUGCUUUAAUACUAUUUUGUACAUAUUUCUUACCCAAUUUACCAUUUUUAUCAUCAGGACCAUUAUGGCCACAAGUAAUCAAUGUUCAUUCAGAAUUAUGUAAACAGAAUAUGUGGCGUAAUUUCUUAUUUAUACAUAAUUAUUUUGGAUUUGAAAAUAUGUGCCUGACUCACACUCAUCAAAUUGGUAUGGAUAUGCAAUUAUUUUUACUAUGUCCCAUAUUUGUUUAUUUGUUAUGGAAGAACAUGAAAUAUGGAUUAUACUUAAUGGCUGGUGUUGCAACUGCGUCCACCAUAUUACGUGGAUGGGCUGGUUAUUACUAUAAUUUAGCACCAAUUGUUUUUAAUGGAGUCAAAUUACAGCAACUGUUUGACACAGCAAAUUAUUCAUACAUUCUGCCAACACAUCGAAUAACAAUUUACUUAUUUGGAAUUUUAGCUGCAUAUAUUUUGAAUAAAAAUCGGAAAAUCGCAUUCACAAGUUUCCAAGUACGAUUCUUCUGGACUCUUGGUGCCCUUUUUGCACUCACCACAGUUAUUGGUCCAUAUCCAUUAGCUACAAAAGCAUAUGUUUAUAGUCCAGUACAUGCAGCAUGGUAUAAUGCCAUCUCUCCAAUUGUUUGGGGAUUAUUUAUAUUUUGGGGUUUAAUUGCUAUUAAUAACGGCAAUGGUGGUUGGUUUGGAAAUUUCAUGGAUUGGAAUAAAUUUCAAAUAUUUUCUCGAAUUGCCUAUUCAUUCUAUUUAACACAAUUUCCAAUAUUUUUUUAUAAUAUUGGUCGACGUCGAAAUUCGGAGACGUUCAAAUCGCAUAUGUUGGUGGAACCUUGCGAAGUUGCUUUUAUUAUUUUAUUUUCUAUAGCCCUUACAUUAUUUGUGGAAAUGCCUUUCAUAAAUAUUCAUCGAUUAAUAUGUGGUAGUGAAAGUAGUAAAGAUAAAAGGAAAAAAUUAGAGAGUGAUGUGUCGCAAGGCGAUGAAAAGAAAUUACAGUAAUAGCAGUACAAAUUCAUUAUUCUUCGAGAAUACCUAAACGUGAUAUUGGCAACUUAAAACUUAUAUAAUAAUAAUAACUUCAUAACUUCACUGUAUAACUUCAAAUAUAAUUAAAAAUCAUGAGUUGAACUAGUCGAUUAUAUCAGUAAAUAAAUAAUGCUGUGGGGCUUAAGAAGUUAAACGGUAAUAAUUAAGGUCAUUAAA
Chrysoperla carnea is the source of this 2181-nucleotide messenger RNA. RefSeq names its product nose resistant to fluoxetine protein 6-like. NCBI's taxonomy places the organism in Eukaryota, Metazoa, Arthropoda, Insecta, Neuroptera, Chrysopidae. The record is from RefSeq and is a predicted model, not a curated record. Gene Ontology annotation, molecular function: acyltransferase activity, transferring groups other than amino-acyl groups. The coding region runs from base 70 to 1977 and encodes 635 amino acids. The transcript is spliced from 13 exons.